This is a messenger RNA of Pseudogymnoascus destructans, 2337 nucleotides long. RefSeq lists its product as uncharacterized. NCBI's taxonomy places the organism in Eukaryota, Fungi, Ascomycota, Leotiomycetes, Thelebolales, Thelebolaceae. Gene Ontology annotation, biological process: cellular response to oxidative stress. Gene Ontology annotation, cellular component: cytoplasm. The transcript is spliced from 2 exons. The record is from RefSeq and is a predicted model, not a curated record. The coding region runs from base 159 to 2102 and encodes 647 amino acids.
CUCCCGUACCACUCCUAGUAGAUCCAAAACUGUAAGUUACUCGUUUUCGAGUUUCAGCCUUGUUCCCAAGCUAAGGCCCGCCUGCCUGCUCGGUUCGAGGUCCCAAACAACUUCUCAAGCCUCAAAUCCUCCCAUCAACACCACCAAAUCCAUCAACCAUGGCCUCUCCCUCUCCCCUAGAGCACGCCAAAGCGGCCAUCCGUGACAGCCGUCCGCCCGUCACCGACGAUCUCACCUAUCUCACCAUCGUGCAAUCGCACUUGUCGCCCGAGGUUCUGCCCGCGCUCAAUGACGUACUUCAGGAUGUCGAGCUCACUCAGAGAAUUGGUUGGGACCUCGUCCACAUGCUGCUCCCACUCCCGGGGUCCGCGCCGUGCUUGAAGACUGUGGCACGACUGGGAAACCCAAGAGAGGUUAUUCUUCAAGUUACCGAAGCGUUGAGGUUGCUGGUAUUAGACAAGCCGGUGGAGGAGGAGGACAACGAGGCCGCGGAGGAGAAGGCUGCCGAGACCGAAGAUGCUAAGAAGACUGAGAAGACCGAAGAGGCUGAGCCGACUCGCGAUGCGCUUGUUGCGUCACCAACCGAGGCCGAGAUACCAGAGCCAACAGAGGUUGACAAGUUCUGCCUUCUCGUUUCCAUGCUGGCCACACUCCAUCCAAGAAUCAAGACAAGAUACCCCUCGCGCUUCCUCUCAGCCUCUCUGAUGGCAAUUCUCAGCUCUUACCGCCCGUCAAGCCAGGCCACCCAUGCCAUCACUGCGUUUGCGCAGACACUCUCGGGGAACAAGAGGCCUCCGCUCCCAACGCGCAAGUCAAGUCUCUCAAUACAGGACCUUACAAUCGCAUCAGACGAAAAGGAUGAGAAGGCUCCAGACCCGGAGGCAGCAGUAGAAGACCCAAAGGAGGAAGCCAUACAGAAGAAGCUCGUACAGUCGUUUGUCACACAUAUUAUAGAACUAUAUGUCAAAGACAACAGCUUGGAUUGGUCCGCGCGGCUCCAAGAGCACUUCGCGCUGGACAAGAUGGUGCCAGGGAAGAAGAAUUUCGGAGAGGCUUUCAGAGAAGACUUGAAGUUGCAGGAGCGUGAAGUUCUCCUCGGGAAACUAGUGGCCCUCGCACGCGACGUUGGCCUCAACGGCGUCGACUACCUCUUCAACGCACCCGAACAAGACCUCCCCACCCCACCCAACGAACCCGAGAGCGAAGACUUCUCCCCCACCUCCCCCGACGACGUCCCCCUCUCCCUCACUGGCUGCCUCUUCCUGACCGCCAACGCUAUCUUCUCCUCCGUCAUGUUCUCGAACACCAACGUCACCCUCCCCGCCCUCUCCAUCUUCCCCUCCCUCUCCCUCCUAGUCCAAAAAUUCAUCGGCACCACCGGCCUCGAAACCUCCGGCACUGAAUCCCCCCCCAUCAUCGACGCCAUCCUCUCCAUCGGUCUCUGGCUCGAACAUACCGACCACUUCGUCGCCGGCCCCCUCGAACCAACCGACUACCUUCAGCUCCUCCAGACUCUCUCCCUCGUCUCCGCGAACUGCCCCGAGCCCACCCUCCGCCACGCGGCACACAUCCUCACCUCUAACAUCCUGCACGCACACCCCACAGACCGCCUCCGCCUCAACUUCAUCUCCGACACACUAGAGCACUGCCCCUUCGAGCCCCUCCGCGCCUCCGCAGUCGGCUGGCUCAAAGAAGAGCUCGUGCGCGCACACACCCGCAAGUCCGAUGACCUCUUCGCCACCCCCGCCGCCGUGGCAGCAUUACAACCCUACCUGUUCCCGUACGAGAGCAUCCUAGACGCCGAGACGGAUUCGGAAGUAUGGGAGGACUUCCGGUGCACGUUCCCGUUCCAUAUGGCGGCGCUGAAUUUGAUCUUCUUCUUGAAUUCGGAGGAUUAUAAGAGUGUGGUGCCGGAGGGGAGUAUGAGUGUGAUUGAGGAGGUUUAUUUGCAGCCGCUUAGGACGGCGAGGGGGAGGUUGGAGAAGGCGCUUAAGGAGGGGGGGGAGCUGGAGAAGGUGUUUGGGGAGGAGGUGAGGGGAGGGUUGGCUGAGGUGCGGUUGUUGGGGGAUAGACUGGAUAUGUGUCUUGAGCAGCAGUCGUAGGGUGUGGGGUUUGGUGUGUGGCGGAGAAUGCAGGUUAUGAGAUGAGAUAUGAUGGAUAUGCCGUUAUUAUGGAUGCCUUGCAAAGAGGGAGGCCUGCGUGGGUUUUCGGAUAUGGUGGGUGUGCUUUUGGUGCAUCUAUGGCGUUUUAUACUGAGAUGGUAGUUUAUGAAGGGAGGUUUAUUAUAACUCUUUUAUCUCGUUGUAUAAGGUGAAUAUGAGAUUUGAAAGAAGUGGU